GUUAGCAUGAUUCAAAUAUUAAAUAAUUUUUAUUAUUUAAAUUAUUUUAAUAAAAAACACUAGUUGAACUAAAACCUUUCAACAGAUUAUUUAAAAAAAAGAUUUAAAAAAAAAAAUUAAAAUUUCAACAGCUCCAUAGUGGUAUGUAUAGUCCAUAUAGACAUAGUUGUGUAAAGGUGAACCAGAACAACCACAGCCACAAAAAAGGAAAACAACAAAAUCACACAAAAAUAAUCUCAUUUUUAUGCUUACGAUUACAAACCAUUUAAUCCUUGUAUUUACUGUAUAGAUAGUGUGCUGUUCGCUGGAUUCUUGUCAACUAACUCCGUUACAAACCUCAAAAUAAAGGUUGUAAAAGAAUCUCCUUGGGUAAAGCGACUCACUUUAGCUUUGGAGUUAUGCAAUACAUGUUCUGAUGGUGUUGCAUGUUCAGGCUUAAGAUGGGCACGGCUGCUGUCGUUGGGCUUAGUGCUGGAAAAAGUCUUUUGAGCACCUCUUUCUAUUAUUCUGAUCUUACCGAAAAGCUCUCUUAUGUCGGUGAACAACAGCAGCUUGCUCCUACAAAAAACGUGAUUCUUGCAAGGAAAUCAGCUAAUUUUAAUCACAGAGGAUCAUCAAUCAAGGCUCUUAAGGAAUGUAUAGAUGGUGCUACUAUCAUUCCACCAAUUUCUGAACCAUGGAUUCCUAGAUCUUCUCCUUUGGAAGAGAAAACUUUGGGUCCUGAAACACCUUUAGAAGCUUUCCUUAUGCUUCAAAAGUCUAUGCUUGAGAAGCAGUUAGAGCUCUCCUUUGAACGCGCAAGCCCGACUGAUCUGCCUAAGGAGAAUAUCCCAAAGGAAUCGCAUGUCACGUCAUCAGGAAUUUCUGCUCGAGUACGAAGAACAAAUGCUAGGAAGAGAAGUCAGGGGAAAAGGUUCACAAAAGAAGGUAAGAGAGAUAAAUCCUCUGUGGGUACUGUGAGUGAGCUGCUUCACAAUCGCUUUAUAGGCUACGUGAGAGGUGUGACAAAUGAUGAAUUACUCACUCAUGCCCAAGUUGUGACGUUAUCUCGAAAGAUUAAAGCUGGGCUAUCCUUGGAGGAGCAUAAAUCAAGACUGAAGGAGAAACUCGGGUGUGAACCUUCAGAUGAUCAACUUGCAACUUCAUUAAGAAUGAAUCGUGCUGAAAUAAGAUCGAAACUGAUUGAAUGUGCACUAGCCAGAGAAAAGUUGACUAUGAGCAAUGUACGCUUGGUCAUGUCAAUUGCUCAAAAGUAUGAGAAUAUGGGUGCCGACAUGGCUGACCUUGUUCAGGGAGGACUGAUUGGACUUCUUCGAGGAAUUGAGAAGUUUGAUUCGUCAAAAGGUUUUAAGAUUUCCACAUAUGUUUACUGGUGGAUACGUCAAGGAGUGUCUAGAGCACUUGUGGAAAAUUCAAGAACUCUGAGGUUACCUACUCAUCUCCAUGAAAGAUUAAGUUUAAUUCGCAGUGCAAAAAACAAACUUGAAGAGAAGGGGAUAACUCCUUCAAUUGAUAAAAUAUCUGAAUCUUUGAACAUGUCUCAUAAGAAAAUCAAGAAUGCGACUGAGGCUGUGAGAUCUGUGCUAUCACUGGAUAGGGAAGCCUUUCCCUCUUUGAAUGGUCUACCAGGAGAAACAUUCCAUAGUUAUAUUGCAGAUAAUCGCCUUGAAAAUAACCCAUGGCAUGGUGUAGAUGAAUGGGCGCUCAAGCAUGAAGUAAGCAAUCUUAUCGACACAACACUGAGGGAGCGUGAGAGAGAUAUAAUACGUCUUUACUAUGGUCUCAGUGACGAAUGUUUAACUUGGGAAGAUAUUAGCAAAAGGAUUGGUUUGUCAAGAGAAAGAGUCCGACAGGUUGGAUUGAUCGCAUUAGAGAAACUAAAACAUGCGGCGAGAAAGAGAAGGAUGGAGGCUUUGCUAGUAAAACAUUAGUAUGGCAUACAAUUCACACUUCAUAGUCUACUGUAGAGCUUAUCGACUGUAUAUAUAUAAAACAGAAAUUAUGUUCACCUGCCUACAGUUGAGUAUAUAAGUUGUGCAUGAGGAGCAUACACUUAGAAUAUCCCUGUCUAUGCUCAAGAGUCGAAAAUCAAUGUGGUUUAUCUUCUGGUUCCUAAGGUUAAGCAAGAUUUCUGUAUAGUUGCAUAUAAUUAAGGGGUUACUAAUCGCAAUACAACUACUUUAUGGAUCAUGUAUUAAUACAAGUUGAGUUUUGACAUGAAUGGUAUUUUAUUUUAAUCA
Molecule: messenger RNA, 2240 nt
Organism: Amaranthus tricolor (Joseph's coat)
Lineage: Eukaryota; Viridiplantae; Streptophyta; Magnoliopsida; Caryophyllales; Amaranthaceae
Product: RNA polymerase sigma factor sigA
Exons: 10
Coding region: 426-1931 (501 amino acids)
Biological process (GO): DNA-templated transcription initiation; regulation of DNA-templated transcription
Molecular function (GO): DNA-binding transcription factor activity
Source: RefSeq, a predicted model, not a curated record